AUGUCGAAAAGGGUUGACUGGUUAAAAAGCCAAACUGGAGUUUGCAAAGUUGAUGUCUAUUCACCUGCUAACAGUCAAGCUACCAAUCAAAAAAAUGAAGCCUCAACUGAUCCUAUCAGAGUGCUCAGCUGGCUCCGCAAAGACCUGGAAAAAUGUACAGCAGGGUUGCAAGAGGCUCGGUUCAAGCCUGAAGAGUCAACAGUAGGUGGGGAAAUGGCCCGAUCACCAGAGCCACACGUGGGUUUCAUGGUGGAUUAUUGCAAUACCACCAAUCAGAGGCAGCCAGGGAGAUUCCAUUUUGAGGCGUCUCACAAAGAAAUCCCACCACAGGAUAUCUGUUGCCGAAUUGGUAACAAGGGUACAGUGGAUGAAAUUUCCUUCUAUGCUAAUCGUCUCACAAAUCUAGUUAUAGCCAUGGCCCGCAAGGAGAUCAAUGAGAGGAUUGAUGGGACUGAUAACAGAUGUGUCCAUCAGUCAUUGUACCUCGGGGAAGAUCCCCCUUCCCCCAAGAGCCUGAGCGCAGUUGCCUCAGAGUUGGUACACAAAACCGUCACCGAAUGUUCCAAGGACAUUGCUUAUGAUAAGACUCCUGGCUCUGGUGACAGGGACAAUUCCCAGAGAUCCCCUGGUUUGAGAUACAAGAGAACCUUCAAGAUGGAGAACACCAAGGAUGGCAGGUGUCCCUAUUACAAGCCUACUCCUAAGUCUUUUUUCUUUAAGGAAGAAUUUGAAUCUCGGAAUGCAGGUGACGCCCGAGAAAACGGAAGGACAUUUGUACUCGGGGAGAGAAGGUUUCUGAGAGGACUAGGAAGGCCUGAUGACUUUUCAGCUUCUGUUAGUCAAGGGAUUAUGACCUAUGCCAACAACGUGGUCUCAGACAUGAUGGUCUCUAUCAUGAAGUCAUUGAAUAUCCAAGUAAAGGACACCACCAUAGCCACUUGUCUACUCAAGAAGGUGCUGUUAAAACAUGCCAGAGAUGUUGUCUCUGAUCUCAUCGACUCCUUCAUGAAAAAUCUCCACAAUGCCACAGGCACUCUGAUGACAGAUACAGAUUUUGUCUCUGCUGUGAAAAGGAGCUUCUUCUGUCAUGGAAGCCAGAAAGCCUCAGACAUCAUGGAUGCCAUGAUGAUGAAGUUGUACACCAUGGUAUUCUGCAAGAAACAACCCAACACUGUUAUGAAAGACAUAUCUGAGGCCUAUUCUCUUUUCUCCAUGAAUCAUAGAGACCCCAAGCAUCGAAAUCUAAACUAUAGUUCCAUGAAAUCAGAAGGUAAAUAUAAGGGGAAAAUGAGCAUGUCUCCAUGCAAAUCUCCGGAGAAGAGUUGUAUUGAAACGUUGGGUGAGCACGUAAUCAAAGAAGGGUUGUCGUUGUGGUAUAAGAACCGUGAAAAAGAAACCUCUUCAUGCUUCCAGCCUGCAAACAAGGGAACUCCUAAGAAGCAGUGUAAGCCUGAACCUGAAAUACCCUUUGGCUUUCCACUGGAACCUUGCAACCUCAGCUGUCCUAUGCCUUGUCCUCCUGUGCCUUGCCCAGAGAAUAACUUUAUGUGUGAUUCUGACUCCUGGGCCAUGGACCUGAUUGUGACUGCCUUACUUUUGAUUCAGCACCACCUAGCACAGGGAGGAAGCAUGGAUGCCCAGAGCUUCCUUGAAGCUGCUAAUGCCACCAACCUUCCCCAGAAGAAGCCUCCUCUAUUUCCUGGUGAGACUUGCUUGAAGUCUCCCGUGAAAAGAGGUGACCAAAAAGAAGUGACUGCAGAGAGGAAAGAUCUGAUGAGUGUUUUCUUCAACUUUAUCCAGAAUCUCCUUAACGAGACCAUUUUCAAGGGGGAGCAAACCCCUGAAAAGACAGCUGAAUCGCCAGUGAAUGAAGAUGAGUUACGCAGGUGUGAAAGACCAAUGACCCCUUGUCCCAUUCGCUCAUGUGAGUCAAAUGAGAGUGGUGGCAGUGGUUUGCUGUCUGGAUUAACCAAGAUGGUUGCCAGCAAGUUAGAAGGCCACUUAAAUGGGCAGAUGAUAGAGUAUUUGACAGAUUCAGUGAUGAAGCUGUGUCUCAUUAUUGCCAAGUCCUGUGACUCUCCCUUAGGAGACCUGGGAGAUAAUUGUGGGGAUGCCAACUUGCCCUCUUCGACCAUCCCAGAGUGUGUGUUAGAGUGUUUGCCCGUCAAGGGCACAGGGACCGCAGAGGCUCUCUUGCAGAACACCUACCAGGCUAUUCAUAAUGAAUUGCGAUGUGCAUCCGUACGACCUCCCACAGGCUGUGAAGCACCCAAAGUCAUUGUCAGCAAUCACAAUGACAUGGACACGAUUCAGAACAAACAACUCCAAGCUGUCCUGCAAUGGGUGGCUGCUUCUGAGCUCAAUGUCCCUAUCUUGUAUUUUGCUGGCGAUGAUGAAGGCAUCCAGGAAAAGCUCCUUCAGCUCUCGGCAGCUGCAGUGGAAAGGGGACGCAGCGUGGGUGAGGUGCUCCAGUGCGUGCUUCGCUAUGAGAAGGAAAGGCAACUGAACGAGGCAGUAGGAAAUGUCACUAAGUUGCAGCUGCUGGACUGGCUGAUGGAGAACCUGUGA
This is a messenger RNA of Suncus etruscus (white-toothed pygmy shrew), 2568 nucleotides long. RefSeq names its product A-kinase anchor protein 3-like. The coding region runs from base 1 to 2568 and encodes 855 amino acids. Gene Ontology annotation, biological process: intracellular protein localization. Lineage: Eukaryota; Metazoa; Chordata; Mammalia; Eulipotyphla; Soricidae. The transcript is spliced from 4 exons. Gene Ontology annotation, cellular component: cytoplasm; sperm principal piece. The record is from RefSeq and is a predicted model, not a curated record. Gene Ontology annotation, molecular function: protein kinase A binding.